Molecule: messenger RNA, 1992 nt
Organism: Pipistrellus kuhlii (Kuhl's pipistrelle)
Lineage: Eukaryota; Metazoa; Chordata; Mammalia; Chiroptera; Vespertilionidae
Gene: MCHR2
Product: melanin concentrating hormone receptor 2
Exons: 5
Coding region: 20-1042 (340 amino acids)
Biological process (GO): neuropeptide signaling pathway
Cellular component (GO): neuron projection; membrane
Molecular function (GO): G protein-coupled receptor activity; neuropeptide binding
Source: RefSeq, a predicted model, not a curated record
CACUGGAAGUUCAUGAACAAUGAAUUCACUUCACUCUUCCUGUUGGAACACUUCUGCUGAACUUUUGAACAAAUCCUGGAAUAAUGAGUUUGCUUAUCAAUCCCUCAGGGUUGUGGAUACAGUCAUCCUCCCUUCCAUGGUUGGGCUUAUCUGCUCAAUGGGGCUGGUUGGCAACAUCCUCAUUGUAUUCACUAUAGUAAGGUCGAGGAAAAAAACUACUCCUGACAUUUACAUCUGCAACUUAGCUGUGGCUGAUCUGGUCCACAUCAUCGGAAUGCCCUUUCUUAUUCACCAGUGGGCCCGAGGAGGAGAGUGGGUAUUUGGGGGACCUCUCUGCACCAUCAUUACAUCGCUGGAUACCUGCAACCAGUUUGCCUGUAGUGCCAUCAUGACUGUAAUGAGUGUGGACAGGUACUUGGCUCUCGUCCAACCAUUUCGACUUACAAGUUGGAGAACGAGGUACAAGGCCAUCCGCAUCAAUGUGGGCCUCUGGGCAGCUUCCUUCAUCCUGGCGCUGCCUGUCUGGGUCUACUCAAAGGUCAUCACGUUUGAAGACGGCGUGGAGAGCUGUGCUUUUGAUUUAGCAUCCCCUGACGAUGUGCUCCGGUACACACUUUAUUUGACGAUAACAACUUUUUUUUUCCCUUUGCCCUUGAUUUUGGUGUGCUAUAUUUUAAUUUUAUGCUAUACUUGGGAGAUGUACCAACAGAAUAAGGAUGCUGGAUGUUACAAUCCCUGUAUCCCGAGGCAGAGGGUCAUGAAGCUGACAAAGAUGGUGCUGGUGCUGGUGGCAGUCUUCGUCCUUAGCGCCGCCCCCUAUCACGUCAUCCAGCUGGUGAACUUGCAGAUGGAGCAGCCCACGCUGGCUUUCUAUGUGAUCUAUUACCUCUCCAUCUGCCUCAGCUAUGCCAGCAGCAGCAUUAACCCUUUUCUCUACAUCCUGCUGAGUGGAAAUUUCCAGAAACGCCUGCCUGGACUGCAAAGGAGAGUGAUUGAGAGGGAAAGCCACCACAUGGAAAACACCUUAAAAUCAAGUUUUUAGGGGAGUACCUAGAUCAACAAUCAUCUCAACGGGCAUGUCUAAGUUACUGGUAUUAUUAGAAAGGCAAAUAGUGGAACAGAAGGGUAACCAUUCAAUGCAAUGAGUGUAAUAUGUUACCUUUAGUAAGAUAUGAAAGAUGUAUCUGCACUUGAGAGUAGGGAAUGGAACAGCCUAAGAUACUCAGCUCCAUGGUUAUGGGUGUUAUUUCAGCAUGUUAUAAACUCCUCACUGAUAAAAGUGGCCGUCCAUGACCAUCGACUAAAAACUCACCAAGGAACCUGAGCUCGCCAUCCACACUUUGGUCUCACUGUAACAAUGCCCUUGAAGUUCCUAGGAGAGGGGGCAUCACCUUACAAUGAAGACUUAAAUUUGGCCAUUUUUCAUCUACAAAAAUGUCAAUUUCACAUAGUACAAUCAAAUGUCUUCAACACUCAGUUUUACCUGUUAGCAUAACAGUUACCAUGUAUAAGAUUACAGGUAACAAACUGUGAAGUAUUGUCUCAGUUCGCUAAGCACAGAAAGGUUAAGCAAUAGGCCUAAUGCUGCACAGCUAUGUAAGAGCUGGGCUGAAGUCCAGUUCUGCCUACUUUUGUCUUUUUACUGCAUUACCUUGGCAGCCUGUACCUACCAUUAAGGAGGAAGCCACCAAGUAAUUUUGGAUAUGGGGAUUACUUUUUCCUACAGCCCCACAAGAAAAGAAAGUCUACAAAAUAUUAGUUGAUGGUUUUAAGCAUAUUCUUUUGCAUUUAGCAUUGUUCUCAUACCUACAAAUUAUAGAAACCAGUGUCUCCAUUUUAAUAAAGGUAUUCUUCAGGAUGUUAACAUAUUCUUAGUUACAUAAUUUUUGAGUUACAGUACAUGUUUGUUCAAGGGUACAAAAGUAAUUAGCUCUUAAAUUUGUGGGUGUUCACAUAGGUUGUAUAUAUCUACUAGGAGCCCAGUGCACAAAU